CAGGUGCAGUGACCCACACGCUCUCCACGGCACUGCUGGUAUUUGAGCUGACGGGGCAGAUGUCGCACGUGCUGCCAGUGCUCAUUGCGGUCCUGGUGGCCAAUGCCCUGAGCCAGCGCUGCCAGCCCUCUUUCUUCGAUGGCAUCAUCAUCGUCAAGAAGCUGCCCUACCUUCCCAAGCUCAGCGUGGGCAAGAGCGGGGCCCAUGACAUCUACGCAGAGGAUUUUAUGGUCACAGAUCUCAAAUUCCUGCCCCGGGACUGCAGGUACAAGGAUGUGCGGGGCCUGCUCAAGAGCUCUGGCCUUAAACAGUUCCCCCUGGUGGACACCCAAGAGUCCAGGAUCUUGCUGGGCUCCAUCCGGAGGAAACACCUGGCCAAGCUGCUAUCAGAGCAGCUGAGCACGGAGAAGCGAUUCCAGUAUUUGCUCCACCAGUCUGAGGUCAGCAGCAUCGCAGAGCCUCUUCUAGGUGAGGAUGGAGCUUUGGGGAGCCCAGAGGAGAAGCCAGAAAUGCCAAGGGCUGUGACCAAGCAGGGCGAUGGACAGUCAUUGAAGGAGGAGGAGCAAAGUGCCCAGCUGUCUGUCAAGAUGAAAGAUGUCCGUCACUUGGUGGAGGAGUGGGAAUGCCAGCAGCUGCAGGGGCUGGUCCGGUUGGAGGAGCUACCCAUCGACCCAGCCCCCUACCGGUUGCUGGAGAAAGAAACACUCUAUCAGUGUUAUGACCUCUUUAACCUGCUGGGACUGCGGACAGCAUACGUCACCAACAUGGGCCAGCUGGUUGGUGUGGUCAGCCUCCGAGAGCUCAAAGCCGCUGUGGAGGGAUCAGUCAAGGGCACUUUCGCCAAGCGCCAGCCCCAUGAUGAGGGGCAAGUCGAAGGAGACCCCGAUCCCAAUGGAUCCUCAGCCUAGCAGGGACUGGAACAUGCGGCCUACUCCUGAUUCCACAUUCCUCUGGAGCCCAUGGGGGACAGGGCAGGGGGAGCUACCACUUAGCCCCUCUCUGUUUCUCUUGCACUCCAGCUAUAAUAGCCCUGGCCAUUCCAGCAACCCCUAAAUUAUUAAACCUCCAUUUUCUGCCCUCACUGAAUAAUGUGAGUAACUUUUGGCAGCUCCACUCAAAAUCACCCAGUAAAGAUCCAGUUACAUUUUUUGUCGGUGUUUAUUAUUCCUCCUUUCUACAUCUUUCUAGGGGGCUGGACGGUUAGAGCUGUGGGCUUGGGAGCCAGUACUCCUGGGUUUUCUGUCCAGCUCUGAGUGGGGAGUGGAGGCUGGUGGGUAGAACAGGGAGGCAGACUCCUGGGUUCUCUCUCCUGAAUGUGGAGAUGUGAUGUAACAAGCUAGUUGAUUCUGCAAGCAGGCAAAGAGACUCCAGCCACAGUCAUGAUGAAACUCAUGGUCAUCGUGGUGCCUGGAUGUGAGAUGAUGCCAUCAUGUUCCUACACAAUGACAACAUGGUCUUGUGUUGUCACAGGUGCACUGUGGGAUGAUGUUUUUCCGUUGAUGAUAUCGUAGGGUAGAUGUAACCUCUCAGCAUUGUGUUUGACAUCAGGGCCUUCUGCUGUUGAUAUGCUGGAAGCUGUGUUUGGUCACUGGACACCCCAGUGACUUUGUGGCUGCAUUUGGUGACAUCAUAGUCUCACAUUGCAGCAUAAUGCCACAAUAUCAUCAUGCACCAUCAGGAGUGGCCAGGAGGAGUAUGUGGGGCUAUGGUAGACUGAGGAAUAACUCAGUGUCCUGA
Pelodiscus sinensis (Chinese soft-shelled turtle) is the source of this 1737-nucleotide messenger RNA. NCBI's taxonomy places the organism in Eukaryota, Metazoa, Chordata, Testudines, Trionychidae. The record is from RefSeq and is a predicted model, not a curated record.